Messenger RNA from Fonsecaea nubica, 1413 nucleotides. RefSeq lists its product as hypothetical. The transcript has a single exon. The record is from RefSeq and is a predicted model, not a curated record. Bases 1 to 1413 code for a protein of 470 amino acids. Lineage: Eukaryota; Fungi; Ascomycota; Eurotiomycetes; Chaetothyriales; Herpotrichiellaceae.
AUGGAGUCUCGCAUCGACAGACUGCUGACCCUACUCAAGCUCCCCACGGAGAUCCUCUUGGAUAUUAUCGACCUACUGGACGGCGACGUUUUCCCAGCAAAUCGACAACACGUCAGAAAGGUUCGGCAGACAUGCAAAGCAUUACACAGAUUGUCCGAGCCUGCGUUUUUCCGGUUUCUCAGUUAUGCCGACCAGGAUCAAGCUGAUAAAUUAAGUCGCGUGUUGAAGGAACAUCCCCACCGAUAUGACCUAGUCAAGCGUUUGAUUGUCUUUCCUGCCCGCGGGGCGAAAAACCCGGGCAACAUGGUCUGUGAUCUUCCCAAAUUCGGCAAGCUUAAGGUCUUGCACAUUGUGAGAAUUAUCCGCGAAGAUCGGUCACUCUUCGCCGCCCUCAACAAGACGCUCGCAUUGAAUGCCUUUCCCGAGUUGCGCGAAUGCACGUUGGUCAACCUGUGGCCCCAUCAAGUUUGGAUCAACCCUUUGCUCAAAUUACCCAAGCUCACGACGCUGAAAAUUUCUCUCCCCUUGUUUCAGGACGAUGAUGACUCGCUCCCGAGACCUCAUUCCACGCCGCUGAAGCAUCUGGCCCUCUUGCAUGCUCACAAUUUGACCCCAGAUGUUCUCGCGUCCAUCCUGCGGUUGCCCAGGGCACUCGAGACCCUGGAGUACGAGUACUGCGAUGGUUCUUCAAGGGGCCGUUCUCUUCCGUGGACCAUUUUCAACAGCCUGCACACCGACGCGCUCAAUCGCCUAGCGGUAAUACUGGCCCGUAAGCAACCGCACCUCGAGUUGUUGAAAUUAUAUCUCCACAACCAUUACGACUUUCAAGCCGGUAUGGAGACUGGAGUCAUUGACUUGACGCCACUGACUGGAUUGAAAGAACUCUGCCUCUCUCGGUUUAAAGUGUCCUCCUCCGACUUUUUUCCCAACCUACCGGGGGCCCUCAAAGUUCUCCGCAUUGAGGGCGGAUAUGAAAACCUGGCGGCAAUAGCACAAGGUGUUGUGGAGAAAUCGGAACGUGAGGCUAUCCUGUUGCCGCCUCUUGUCGUGUUCCAGAAUCUCUUGCAAUACCAAUGGGUAGACUGCAUCGCUCGAAUGCGCUUGCAGAUGCCGCUUCAAUGCAGAGACAACAAAGUGGUGAAACAGCACUGGAGGGCGGCUACCCAAUUCUUCAUCAAACGUCUGCAAGUCAAAGAGGUCUUGAUUGUGGAUAGAGACGAGAGGUUCGAACGACGCAUACAGGUGACCAAAACCGAACGCAAACCGCGGAUGCUAUUGAAUGUCACUCCGUAUGAGCACUCGCCAAUCGUGAGGCUCAACCGCCUCCCCGAUAACCCAUAUAUCAAGGACUAUUUUAGAACCCUCGAGUAUCGUAAUCUCGUUCAGAGAGGAUUGACCUCUGUCUGGGAAUGA